Anopheles bellator is the source of this 1203-nucleotide messenger RNA. RefSeq names its product glycine-rich selenoprotein. The record is from RefSeq and is a predicted model, not a curated record. Bases 99 to 362 code for a protein of 87 amino acids. The transcript is spliced from 3 exons. NCBI's taxonomy places the organism in Eukaryota, Metazoa, Arthropoda, Insecta, Diptera, Culicidae.
UAACAAAAAUUUCGUCGUACGGAUCAUCAUGUACUUUUCGGAAGCGGACAAAUAGACAGAAGACGAUUAGUUUAGUAACAGUGUACCAUUUAAAAAAAAUGGUUUACAUAUCAAGAAAUGGUACUGUGCGGGAAUCCCAACCUUGGGGUGUUGAUCGCAUCAAAGGUCUUAUUAUGGGAUUUUUCAACUUCAUUCUAAUGUUUUUCCGAACAAUGCUCGACUUCAAUCUUGGUGCUGGAUCGGAAGGCCGUGACGGUCAGCGAGGUGGAGGUUCCGGUGGUGGCGGCCCUCCUAGACCACCGAGACGCCCUAUUGGGCGCCCAAUGACGCUAUCGGAUUGCACCAUUCCAGGUGGUGGAUGAGCACGGUAAAGUGUCAAAGGUUGAAGCAACAUUCGCCUUUGGCACCGUAGUAUUUCGCUCGCAACCGUGGUGCCCGUAGGUCUGACCUACGUAUGACGGGCAAGUUCUCAACCUGUGCUACCAAAAGGCGGAUUUGUCUCGAAGAGGGUUCCACGGUUUCGUCAAAGAUGUCUGUUUCUUCCAUCACAGACAUGCAUCUCUUUCGUUCUAUUUCAGUAAAAAAAAUUCCGACUUUGUUUUCUAAAUCUGUUUAUUGUAACUACGAGCUGAUCGGUUUAUCAAGAAUUAAAUCUUUGCAUUAACUACAACAGCAACAAAACUGUGGUCGGUCGGAUGUGUAGUUCUUCCUAUAAAUUUGUAUAGUGCACAGUGAUACAAAUAACAGCAUUGCAAACAAAAAAGCAGUAAAGUUUUGAUGUUAUAGAAAUUUUAUGAGGUUCUUAUCGCCCUAACUCCAAAUUAAGGUCAUCUUUACAGGGCACGGCCUUGAAUGAAAAUUCCAGCUAAAACGAUAGACCUUACAUAUUGGGGUGGCAAACGGUAAUGUGUAAGGUUAGACGAGCUUCCGAACAUAUUACCACUAAGCUUCUGCGGGGUUUCGGUAUCGCCCAGCCUUGUGAGGGUUUUCGCUAAUCGCUAAUUGUAAUGCUCGGAAACAUCAAUCUGCCAAAGCAGUAAUUUUCUCCAUCGUUUACCGAUCUGGGGUGGUACUUGGUUCCAACAGGGAUUUAAAUAUAUUUUGGCAAUAUCAUAAUGUUCCAGAAAUAAGAAAUUGGCAUUUCAGAAUAGCCCGCCGUGUGGGCCAUUUGAUCACUGCACUUUAUUCUACUUUCGUUCCCCU